Messenger RNA from Gamsiella multidivaricata, 977 nucleotides. RefSeq lists its product as uncharacterized. Lineage: Eukaryota; Fungi; Mortierellomycota; Mortierellomycetes; Mortierellales; Mortierellaceae. The coding region runs from base 90 to 656 and encodes 188 amino acids. The record is from RefSeq and is a predicted model, not a curated record. The transcript has 3 exons.
AUGCAAGCCUGGAGGAUGUGAAUGGCGCGUUUAGGUCACUUACCGAAGACGGAAACAUCGACAGAAUCAUUGGUUUAUACGCCCGCGGUAUGCAGCAACACGAUGUCGGAGCUCAUGAUUUUCAAAAGAAGGAGGAGGAUCACUGUAACUCGAUGCGUUUCACCCUACUGACUAAUAUCCACCCAUCCCUUCGGAAAGUUGGCGUCGAGACGACCAUUACCAAGCCCUCGGGAACGCCAGGUCGAAUUGACAUGUUGGUAUCCGUUCCGUUGCAAAAGCAGCUGUUUGUUCUCGAGUGGAAGUCCAUCCAAAUCGACUACAUUAAGAUUGGAUCUGGAUCACGAUUGAAAAGGGCUGAUGUCCUCGCGGAUAUUCCCAAUGCCAGUGAGGUGUUGGAUCUGAAGUUCAGGAGUGAUAAAUUUCGAGUUGGACAGACCAUCAAGGAAUGGAUUCUGAAUGAACCGAAAGAUGGAAAGGGGCAUUCCCCUCAGCAACAGCUUCGUGACUACGCGCAGAGCCGAGAGAUCAAGAAGUGGAAAAAGGAUGGCUAUACGAUCACGUCGGUUCUUGUGGUCAUUGUUGGAUCUCGCCAUGUUCUUUUGUGGAAUCUUGCUGGCGAUAAGCUAGACGCGUCUCCGCGACUCGCCCUCGAGUGAUAUCACCGCGUGAACAACACCUUUAACAACAACAACACCACCCUGUAACAACACGUCUCUGUAUCAACAACUGCAACAACACUCUGUGACUAAACAUCAUUAACUCGGAAAGCCAAAUGCGAGAGAGAAGGAACAGUCCGCUAUGACUUUACGCGGUCUGGAGUCAAUGCCUUUCAAGAACAGAAAAAGGAAACCUUGAACUUGAAAUAAAAAAUUGCAAUAUCGCAAGAGCUGGAAAAUUUAGCGAAAGUACCAAGAAGUGAAGAACGUGGAUGCAGGAUCUGGUUAUGUUAGAGGUUGAGGAACUAACUGGUGAGAAAG